Mercenaria mercenaria is the source of this 4758-nucleotide messenger RNA. RefSeq names its product C-type lectin domain family 4 member G-like. Lineage: Eukaryota; Metazoa; Mollusca; Bivalvia; Venerida; Veneridae. The transcript is spliced from 2 exons. The record is from RefSeq and is a predicted model, not a curated record. The coding region runs from base 280 to 1077 and encodes 265 amino acids. Gene Ontology annotation, molecular function: signaling receptor activity.
UUCAUUCAGUGUUCAUUGUGAGUUCAGGGAGUUGAAUUUCCCUCUAUACAAAAGUUGUUGAUUUUAUUUAAAUCACGACAUUGUACAACUGAUGAAAGGAUUUGAAAAUUCAUUUUCCUUUCUUAUUUAUUAGGGAAAGAGAUUAAUUUAAAUCUGUACCAAUGGAUGAAUAUUUUGAUGAAAUAUUUUGACUCGAGUUCAUGCCGUAAGUUUACUAUUUCAUGUGGGAGAAAAUAUAUCUUAUUUAGUGGAGCAGACUGGUCUGUUUUCCUGUAAAUAAUGAAUAAUAUGUGUGGUCUUUAUUUCUUGUGGAUUAUUUGUACAAUUUCAUCAUAUUUUGGAUUAUCCAAUACAGAGUCAACAUGUGAAUUAAAUAUUGAUAACUGUAACUACAAAUUAACUCUGUUGCCUAGCAACGAAAAUUGUCAAAGUAAAUCAAGGUUACAGUCAAGGUCAAAAAGGUCAGAGGAAAAUGGAUAUGAAAUCAGUGAUAUGGUAGAUAAAAUGUCUACACUGGAGUCUGAAUUUGAAAAAUUGGAAAACAAACUUGUGAAGGAGAUGAAAGAUCUAUCUAAACGGGUUCUACGUGGUGCAAGAAGAAUAGAAUCAUUGGUAGAGAGUGUCACAUCGAAAGGCCAUGAAAAGAAGAAAAACCGUUGUCCAGAAGGAUUUGUGAGCUAUGAUGAUUGGACAGAUUGCUACAUGUUCUCAACUUUCAAUACCACAUGGUAUGAUGCUAGGGAAUACUGCACAGCCAUGGGCAGUGGUUUGGUGGCACUAGGAUCUCUCAAAGAACAUUUCCUCGUUUCAUUUCAAAUUCAAAAUAAUCCAGAGAUUCGUAAUGCCAAGGGCUGGUGGACAAGUGGAACAUACAUGACCAAAAUAAAGAAAUGGAUGUGGAUGAACACUGACAGUCCGGCACCUAUCAAUUACUCGAAAUGGGCAGUACACGAACCGAACGAUCAACUGGACACCAAUCUGCAGUGCAUUAUGAUGUAUAAACUGGAUGGCCUACUCUGGCAUGAUCAAAUAUGUACAGAUAAAUAUAACUUUAUAUGUGAGAAACCUGUUGCAUAAUAACACACUGACAAUGAGAAGUCCUUUGCAUUAUAUCAUGAAAGAAUCAUUGCAUAAUGUAACUUUAUAUGGGGGAAACCUGUUGAGAAACAUGUUGCAUAACAAAACAUUGUGAGUGAAAAAUUCUUUGCAUGUUCCUCCAGAAAAUUAUUGCACAAUCCAUCUUUUUUGUAUGUGAGAAAUGUAUUGCACACAAAACAAAUCGUGUAUAAAGUCUUUUUGAAACCAACACUUCAUAGAUGAAAUUACUGCCAAUUAUAACUCUAUAUGUUAAAUAGGUAUAACAUGAUGCAACUGUGACUGAAAAGUUUUCCAUCUCAUAAAAUUGGGUUAUUAUAAUACUAUCUUGAUCUGGGAUGCUGUAUUCGGCUUGACUGGAUUUUGCCAGGACAGAUCAUGAGAGAUGCACAAGCGCUAAGUGUGAUCUGACCUGGCAAAAUCUGCGAGAGAUGAAUACAAAGUCCCAGAUCUAGCUAAGCUGUUAUAAUGACCCAUUUAUUGUAUACCUCUACCUUUUUGUUUGUUAUUUUGUUAUCAAACAAAAUCUUCAAUGUUUAUCAAUGUUAUUUUAACUGAGUGUACAAGUCGACCACGUUUUUUGAGCCGUGACUAAUUUAUGCAGGACAGUUGAUUCGCCAAAAAAGGGUAGGAGCAUAUAAUUAUGUAAUACAAUUAGUAAUGUGGUAUAAGUUAUCGAUGAAUGUAAACAAAUGCAUGGCCCAAAGGAUAUGGCGUUGGCUUAACAAACUUACUUUUCGAGGUUCGAGCCUUGGUAAGUUCACAUUCUAAAUUUUUGUCGAGCCCGCUGACGGUGAGCUCAACUUAGUCAUCACUUUUGGCGGGUCGGUAUAUGUGCAUGCGUCUGUGCAUGUGUCUGUCUGAUUUUGUCUGGACCAUAAUUUUGACAUGCAUGGACCAAUCUUGUUUAUAUUUGGCAUGAAUGCUUACCUCAAUGAGAAGGAGUGUCAAGUGCAAACCCCAUGUUUCUAUCUUUAAGGUCAAGGUCAAAGUUGGAGGUCAAAGAUCAAACUAAGUUUGUCCGGAGCAUUUCUUCUUCAUGCAGGUGGGAUUUUGAUGUAACUUGACAAGAAUGUUCACCAUUAUGAUACGGAGUGUCAUGCACAAAAAACAGGUCCCUAGGUCUAAGGUCAAGGUCAUGCUUGACAGCUGGCAGGCUCGACAUUCUGCCCGUGGGCAUACUUGUUUUUAACCAUUUGUUUCAAUAAACACUGCAUGAGAAAGUUGUGCAGUUCACUGACUAAAACAGCUGAAGGGUCGUCAGCAGACACAGCAAGUGAAGUUGAAAUUAUGCGACAUGAAUUAAAUUGAAAUAAAAGUAGCAAAAUAUAUUUAAAGUAUGGAAAGAAUGAAAAAAAAUAAGUCAAACAUUAUUAUCAAAAUAUACAAAAUGGUUUUUAAAAAGAGUCUUCAAAGAUUCUUGACUAAGAUAAAAUAAAAAUAAUCUGUAUACUAGAGAAAAAAUACGGCUGUAAUCUGGGCCUGAACUCGCACCUCACGGUUUGUAAUCAUUACGCUCUACCAAUUGCGCCAGUGAUAUAAUCAAGUUCAUGGUAAAUAAAACAUACAUACCAACUUACUCUAUAGAGAUUUUUCAGCCAGGUAUGGACCGAAUAUUGAUAUAACCCAAUUGAAAAAGUGUAUCAUUCCGUCACGGCUCAAAACAUGCGGUUGAACUUUAGUUUUUGUGUGUGCAAUUUAUAGAACUGUGUCAUGCAUAUUAAAUGAAAGUAGUCCAGCAACAUACGAUGCAAAAGGUACAAUACCGAUUUUUUUCAGACUGUUCGUAUUUACUUGUGAAAUACAAGCCGUAUUUUUGACAGAAUUCAUACAAGUAUACAAUAAAAAGAAAUUCAUGAUCUGUAUAUAAAAUCUGUGUUGCAUAAUAUAAUGCUACAAUUUACAGGUUGUACACAAACACUCCAACCGUGGACAUACAAAAUUUAAAGUCUACGCCUAUUUGAAUUCAUUGACAACUUUUCGCCUUUGGCAAGAAGUAAGCUGCUUCACAAGAAUACAAUUUCAUGGAUUUCAAAUUUUAGAAGACCAUAGCUGUGUACUGGGUGUUAAUUCUAGCCUAAGGUAUGAAACAAGAUUAGCAAGCUGUCACAAAAUGCGAGCAUCAAAGCAAAUUACUUGACUUUUAAAACACUCUACUUAUUUACCAGACAACUUUUCACUUACUGAAGGGCCAUAACUCAAGAGUGACAAGAGUAUCUGCCUGGUUAUCCAAUCUGGAGAAGAUAAUAUGCCUAUAAACAUUCUGACUAAGUUUGGUAAACAUUGGAUAAGAAUUGCUUGAUUUAUUUAGUGGACACUGUCAAUUUUCAUAGUUUAAAGUAAUUAAAGGUUCAUCACUCACUGUGAGUAUCGGACUAUUUAUCGAAUUUGUCUGAGAUAUUAUGCCCAUAAACAUCUUGACCAAAUUUGGUGAACAUUAGAUAAGAACUUCUUAAGUUAGAGAGCAGAGGCUCAAGGGUCAUAACUCUAGACAUUCAGACAAUCCUGUGGUUGUCAAACUUGGCUGAGAUAUUAUGCCUACUGAUAUCGAGACCAAGUUUAGUGAACAUUGGAUAAGAACCUCUAAAGUUAGAGAGUGGACAUUGUCAACUUUAGCAAUUUUGAGUAAUUCAAGGGCCAUAACUCCAGAGCCACUGGGACAAUCCAGCUGAUAUUCGAGUUGGCCAAUACAUUAUGACCAUAAACAUUGUGACCAAGUCUGGUGAACACUGGAUAAGAACAGCUUCUGUUAGAGAGCAGAAAACUUUAGUGAAAGCUGGUGCAUACCGCAGCAGAAUUCCCAUAAUACGUUCUGUUUCACAGGCCUAUAAAAACCCAUUAAAUAUAUGAAUAUUAAUCCCUCUCAUUUAAUAAGAAUUUCAUAGUACAGUGAAACUCCCUCACUCUAGCAUCCAUGUCUUAAAAUAACAAGAGCACCCCCUUGCGAGUGCAGAUGCUCAUCUGAUUUUUUUGUCUCUGUAUAAUAGAAUAUUGUCCUACCAAUGAUUUUCAAGUCCAAAAGGGGCCAUAAUUCUUGCAAAAAGCAAUGCAGAGUUACGGUACUUGCUGUGCAGAAUCAGCUUUUAAUGCGCAUAACUGUUCCAAGUUUUAAAGCAAUAGCUUUGACUGUAAAGGAAAAAAGUUGACCUAAACAUAAAACUUAACUAGGAAAUCUGAUAUUUUCUAAGUCCAAAAGGGGCCAUAAUUCUUGCAAAAAGCAGGAUGGAGUUAUGUUUCUUGCUGUACAGAGUUAGCUUUUGAUGGUGAACAAGUGUUGCAAGUUUCAAAGCAAUAGCUCCAACAGUUUAGAAGAAAAGCUGACCUAAACAUAAAACUUAACAAGGCAACGCCAAUGCCAACUCCGACGCCAAUCAAGUGAUGACAAUAACUCAUCACUUUUUUUCAAAAAAUCAGAUGAGCUAAAACUAAUUGUAACAAAGUAAAUGUAUGCUCACAGAAUAAUCUGGAGGUGUUUUUCCAAAGCUUUUAGCAGUACCAUCAGUUGUCUUCCACUCAACAGUUACCUCCCCUUGAUAGCCCUGUGCUCUCACCACUAGGAGGCGAACUAUCCCAGCCUCCUCGGCUACUCUUACCUAUAUACAAAAGGGAGAUAAAAUUUUAAAAAUUAAUUCACUGAUUUUAUUUAAUAAACUAAUGUCUGUC